Messenger RNA from Enterobius vermicularis (human pinworm), 1548 nucleotides. The record is from the annotation of a GenBank genome assembly. Lineage: Eukaryota; Metazoa; Nematoda; Chromadorea; Rhabditida; Oxyuridae.
AUGGAUAAAAAACGCAAAAUUCAGAAGCCAUGCCGUCUGGUAAUAAUUGGUAGUGGUCCAACAGCUAUCGGUGCAUUACAUCAAAUAUUUUCGUUAAUUAAUGAAAAUAAAAUCGACAAAAAUCUUCUUCAGAUCUAUGUUAUUGAAAAAGAAAAUGAAGUUGGUGGUUUAGCACGAUCAAUAACUGACUCGAAAGGUUUCACCUGGGAUCUUGGUGUCCAUGUCACCGGUAUAUCACGGCAUAAAAUUUUUGCUGAAGUUAUUGAAAAUGCAGUUGAUGUUUGGAAUAACAUAAAAAGAUGCGUCAUGGCCGAUUUAUCGCAGAUAAUUAAAGCUGAUAAACCACAUGAAAAUUAUGUACCCUAUCCAGUGCAACAGUCAAUACCAUAUUUCCCGGCUGAAGCGAAGAAUAAGUGUUUAGAUGAGCUGAAAAGGUUAAAAAACAACUGUACAAAAGAAACUGCAAAGAAUUUUGAGGACUAUACAAGACAGUUCUUUGGGCAAACCUUAUCUGACAUGUUCAUCUGGCCUUACAAUAAAAAAGUCGUUUUGGCGUACUUUUCAAAAACUUGGAGCAAGACGCCAAGCAUUAAAAGAAGUUUUUAUUUUUUUUCCUUGCAUAACCUACGUGUUGUUUCGGUUUGGACUAUAAGCUUGGACCAGAUGAACUGUAGUUGGGUCUCCGGACGUGUACCAAGCAUUAAUCUAGAGGCAAUUGAGGCACGUUGUAAACUAUCUAGAGCAGCACUGGAAGAUGAAGAUCAAAAACGUCCUGUAACAUACUUUCGGUAUCCAGGCGAACUGAGGGGUAUUGGACCGAUAUGGAAAACUGUUGUUUCCAAAUAUCCGAAAAAUAUAUUCUAUUUCAAUCAAACAGUUUGCAGUAUUGAUGUUACUACAAAGACGGUAGAAGCGAUAAAUGAAUAUGGCGAACGGUGUAAAUAUGAAUACGAUUAUGUGUUGUCGACAAUACCAAUCGUACAGCUGGAUGAGGUUUCUAGGCUGUGUGGCAGAAUUGACCUCAAAUAUUCAAAGGUUGUUCUUGUCGGCAUUGGACUGCGAUGCCCGCAAAGCGAAUGGGCACAAUGUUUAAGUUGGGCGUAUUAUCCAUAUGACGACACCGUGUUUUAUAGGUGUACUUUUCUUUCAAAUUUUAAUGAUCUCCUUACACCAGACUCAGAACAGUUUUGGUCAGUGCUCUGCGAAAUCGCUCUUGGCGCUAAUGAACAAUUCAUUGAAUCGGACAUCACGAAACGUACCAUUGAAGGAUUGCGUCUCAAAGGUGUCAUUGAUGAAGCAAAUGAAAUUGUCGACAUUUGGGUAUGUGUUCUGCCUUACGGAUAUCCAAUUCCAACUUCCGGAAGAGAUCAGGAGUUGUCCAGGUGUCAUCAAAUUUUUCAGAAAUACAACAUCUAUUCAAGAGGACGUUUUGGUGGUUGGAAAUACGAAAUAUCAAACCAAGACCACAGUUUUGUUAUUGGAUCACAAUUUGUAAAUCAUAUUCUUUUCGGUACCGAAGAAUCUCUAUAUUUUUCUUCUUCUCGUUAA